CUAUUACAGAUAUAUAAAUUGCAUGUAAUAUGUAUCUACUGAUCAAAGAUCCACAAUGGUCACUUACGAAAUUAAAGUGAAAACCGGGGAUGUACUGGGGGCGGGUACAGAUGCCAACGUAAAAAUAGUUCUACUUGGUAGAUGUGGGAAACAAACGCAAUCCGCCAAUCUGGAUAACAGGUUUAGAGAUGAUUUUGAAAGAUUCCGGACAGAUGUCUUCACCAUAAAAGAUAAAACAGAUAUUCCUGAAGUGACUGAAAUCAAGCUGCGGAGAGACAAAGCGGGUUCCCGCAGUGAUUGGUUUGUCGAAAAGAUCCAGGUAACCAAUCAGAAGAGCGGGUGUACUUCUGUUUUUCCAAUACUUCGGUGGAUACGUCCUGAUAUUGACCUUUAUUUUGGACGAUAUGACGCCUUUCUGCCUCAGUUUGAUCCUCAUCCAGAACAGCGAAGGGCUGAACUUUAUGAGAAAAGAAAACUAUACGAGUACCAAGAAAAAAGACCGGGAUUUCCCGUUCAGGUUAAAAAAGUCCCCGAUGACGAGGAAUUUUCCUUUUGUCACAAGUUUGAUCUGACUAAGAUGAAGCUCACUAUGGAGGCCAGCAAGGCGAAGGAGAUGAUAUUGGGUGAUGGAGCGUGGGAAACUUUAGACGACAUGAAAAAUAUCUGUUUGAAAACAUUUAAAGUGCCCAAG
Saccostrea cuccullata (small rock oyster) is the source of this 691-nucleotide messenger RNA. RefSeq names its product lipoxygenase homology domain-containing protein 1-like. Lineage: Eukaryota; Metazoa; Mollusca; Bivalvia; Ostreida; Ostreidae. Gene Ontology annotation, molecular function: protein binding. The record is from RefSeq and is a predicted model, not a curated record. The transcript is spliced from 3 exons. The annotation marks the transcript as partial.